ACGACUUGUGUUUGGUCACUGAGAUUAAAGGAUUGAAAGAACAACCACGAAGCUCCUUGAGUAAGCCUGAAGAUGCAGAGCGCUCGGGGCUUUGUAUCCUGCUCGUCAUGCCGACAAAGAAAAUUAAGAUGCGAUCGGGACGAGCCGUGUAGUAAUUGCACGGCCAGAAAUGUCGAAUGCAUUUACGCCUCAUUACCACGUGGACGUGGUAGCUUAUCUCACAGAGGAAAUCACAACCAGCGCCCUGAAGUUCGCCUACGUAAGCUGGAGCAACUUCUCGGGACAAUAGUAUCACAAAUGCCCGAAAAGCAAGCGUCGGGCGUCGCAAUAAGUUCAUAUAACGCCGGAGAAGCAAAUAAUCUCCACGGAGACAAGACUUCUAGCCAUGCUGCUAAUGAACGAACGGUGGGCGACUUUUCCCAGAAUGACAAUCACACGGUCAGGCCCGGCCGCAUGAUGUCGAGCGACGACCAGACGAUUUACGUAUCUAGCGUUCACUGGGCAGCAAUUUGUAACGAGAUUGCAUGCCUUAGAGAGAAUUUUGAUGAGCAGGAAGCACAAAACCACAUGGAGACUAUGGUGCAUAGCCAAAGGAGUAGCGAGCCCCUGCUAUUGGAUGGUGUAAGAGAAAUAUCCAGCCUGGAAGACAUUCUAUCCGCCAUCCCUCCAAGAGAUUUCGUGAACAGAUUAAUAUCCCGAUAUUUCAAUUCCAAGGAUCCCUCAGUUGCUGCCUUUCACCCGCCAUCAUUUCAGCUUGAGUAUAAGCGAUUUUGGGAUAACCCGCGUGCCGCUUCCCUUCCUUGGAUAAGCCUAUUAUUCGGAGUAAUGGCUCUAAGUGUGUUUCUGCAUAUGCGCUCCGGAGACAAACUGCCAGAGGCGUUCGGGAAUCCUGGAGACAUGAGGGAUGAUUUCCAUCGACGCGCUACCGAAUGCCUGCUCUUGUCCAAAUAUUCCACUGAACCUGGCGCAUACACCAUUGAGGCACUCCUCUUCAACAUUCACAAUGAGUUUGUGCGAUGCAAAGAUGCCCAUUUAGGCGUCUGGAUUCUGGCCGGUAUUGCCACACGAUUAGCGAUGCGAAUGGGAUAUCACCGUGACCCAAGCCACUAUUCACAGUUAUCCGUGUUUCAGGGAGAAAUGCGCCGCCGCUGCUGGGCGAGUAUCUUGCAGAUGGAUGCACUCUUUUCCUGCCAGCUUGGAUUGCCGGCCAUGAUUCAAGAAUCACAAUAUGAUACACAGCUCCCGUCCAAUCUUUUGGAUGAAGACUUUGGUCCUGAUUCCGUCAAGCUUCCGAAAUCACGGCCUGAGACCGAUCUGACGCCCGUGUUAUACACGAUUACGAAAACACGAUUUUUAUUGUUGUUUCGUGUAAUAUUCAACCAGGUUGCUCUACAAUACGUGGCAGAGUAUGAUGAGAUCAUUGCACUGAGUCAACGUCUUGAAAACGCCUAUACCCUCAUUUCUCCUCACUUCCGAAUGGCUUCUCUUGAAGAUUACAUAACGGUUCCGCCCUAUUCAUUAAUCCAGAGGUACAACUUGGAGCUCCUAUUCCAAAAGACACGAUGUAUUCUGCACCGCCAUCAUAUGGCAAAAUCUUACCAAGAACCGAAAUACAACUUUUCCAGGUAUUCAUGUGUUGAAGCGGCAAUGGCGAUUUUAACGCACCAUGCCAACAUUCACAAAGAAGUGCAAGUCGGAGGUCUUCUUCACAGAGAAAAGUGGUUUAUUUCAUCACUUGAGCAGCACGAUUUCUUGCUAGCUUCCAUGAUUGUCUGCCUCGAGCUCACCUCACAGACCCAAUCUAGUCCAGAACACGACCACGAAAUAACCGGAUUGGUGAAGUUUGACCGUCAAGAAUUGAUCAAAGCACUGGAAACUUCCAAAUUAUCUUGGCAUAGGCUUAAAUCAGACUCCUUUGAAGCGCAAAAAGCAUUCGAUAUGCUCUCAGUCAUGCUAGAUAGGGUUUCGAUGGGUACACAGGUAGAGAGAGAGCGACGUCUUAUGGAGAGGGGCGCUGAGCAUGAUAACGGCAACCAUACAGUAUCUAGGCAUAUGGAUGACGAUCCUAUGCUGGAACCAAGCACGUCAGAGGGCGUGGAGCGUCAAUUAGGUACACUAAAGACCUCACAGACCACCGAUACACCAUUUCUCAAUGAGAUGGAUUCAUUUUUGAAUGGCCAAGAUAUGAUAGAUUGGAACGCGUGGGAGCUCUUCUUGAAAAAUUCUCGCGGGGAAUCACGAGGCGCUUGAAGAAAAUUGAUCGCCGAAACUUCAGCUGUCCAGCUAUUAUUUCUCAACUUAUGAAAUUCCGCUCGACAAUUCCAACGGAAAAUUCGAGCUUUGGACUUAUCAUCUACGCCACGGUCUAGGCCCCAAGUCGCUAGCGCUCCGGAUUUGGGCAACGGUGAUAAUAACUCCGAUGUUCAAUUACAAAGACUACUGGAAUGAGGAUGCACAAAUCACGCUUCACAGGUAUAUCAGGUGAUAGGAGGUCGGAGCCCGCGGACAUGUCCAUAGAGUCGAGCCCCUUAUGGCCGAGGUUUACUAUUGAACCUAAGUCUAAGCGACAAAAUGAAGGAUUUAUCAUUCUUUACAAAUAUUCGAUUGAACAAGAGUGAAUGAGGCCUAGUGUACUAGCAAUUCCCGAGUAGUCUCGAG
Messenger RNA from Trichoderma harzianum CBS 226.95, 2658 nucleotides. RefSeq lists its product as hypothetical. Gene Ontology annotation, cellular component: nucleus. Gene Ontology annotation, biological process: DNA-templated transcription; regulation of DNA-templated transcription. The transcript is spliced from 7 exons. NCBI's taxonomy places the organism in Eukaryota, Fungi, Ascomycota, Sordariomycetes, Hypocreales, Hypocreaceae. The record is from RefSeq and is a predicted model, not a curated record. Gene Ontology annotation, molecular function: DNA binding; DNA-binding transcription factor activity, RNA polymerase II-specific; zinc ion binding. Bases 73 to 2250 code for a protein of 725 amino acids.